ACACAAUACACACGGUCAUGCUCGAUGAAUAGGGUUCGUGCUUAUAUAUUUCCGCGGCUUUAACGAGUGAUUACUGGGCCAUUAAAGAUCUAAUGUAAAGAUAGCGGGUGUACCGUGUCUUCUCCCAGUGGCACAAAUGAUGCAAGAUGACCAGCAUAGAUCCUCACAUGACACGGAUACAACAACAUCCAACUUCUACCUGAGCAACGACGAGGACACCAUACUUGCCCAAAGCAUUCCGCUGGUAGAGCAGAACUCCAAGUCAAGUUACGCUACCCAGGUGACCGGCAUAUCGAAGCGGUCCACCACGGAGGAGGAGCUGCGAUCCCUGUCCACUACUCCCAGAUACUCACACGAGGAUCUCGGUCGCAUAGUAUCGCCGCCGCAUUCAAGUGACGAAGAAUCGCUCACUCCCGAGCAGUUUGAAGAAGAAUAUGAGGAGGUAGAUGAUACUCCAUCCGACAUCUUUGAUCCAAACGAACACUUCCGUACUGACACUUUAUCUGCUAAGCAGGUCUUGUUAAAGUCUCGGUCCUCCGUAUAUUCAUCGAAAUAUCCAGGGACUAUUUUGUCUGCAAAGCUAUCAGAUUCUGGAACAAAUCCAGUUUUACUGGAAAAAAUAGCGAAUGUUGGAACUGGGCCGGUUAACAUAAUUACUCCGCGAGUAGGAAAUUUUGAAAAGGUUCAACAAAAGGAAGCGAUUGUCCACGACAAAAUUAAUCACUCCACACACGCACGUGGAACUUCUUCAGAAAAAGGUUCCAGUUUAAUCUUGCAUCCACGGGACAAAGGUGCAAGUUUUACGUCACAUCCGCGUGGUACUACUUUUUCUGAAAAAGGAAGUAGUAAGCCGGUGAAUCAAAACGGUCCUGCCAAACCACUGCUGCCAUUGAUUAAACAAAAGCGGAAAGAAAGCUACCAAUCGAACCAGUCAGACAAAGAUUCAUUGAAGUCCAUAAAAUCACAUUUGUCGUCGCAGACCAAUCGUCAUAGGUUCCGAGCGGCCGAACUGAUGUCGAUGAGGAUGUCUAUAGUGGACGACAACCUUCGCGACAUUAUCCUGCACGCAGAGAAAGUCAGUAGGGAUCUCUCUAAUGAGCACGAUCACAGAACCAUGCUCGAGAACCAAUUGCGGCAAAUCGACGAAGAGCGGAAGGACUUGAACCAAAAGCUGGCCACACUCCGAGUAAAACUAGGGGUGGCCAAUUCCAACUACAAUGUAAGCAAGACGGAAUGCGAGCAGAUGAGGAAAAAGUUUCAGGAGACGGAGAUACAAAAGGCUCGACUGGAGGAGAGAAUCCAGACGUGCACGAAAGAGCUCGGGAAACUCAGGGACCCCGACAAUCCGGACAGCAACGUAAAUCUCAAGAAAAUAGUCCUCAAUGACAGAAAGGAGAUACGUCGACUGCGCACAGAGCUGGAAGGGGUCAGGUCGGAACGGUCAGAGGUACAGAAACAGAUUCAAGACCGGGAUGAGAAGAUCAAGAUGUUGAAGAUUUACAUUGGGGAAGCCAAAGACCAGCUGGCGGAAGUGCAGAAGGACUCUGAGACGGCGAAGAUUAGCGUGGUGGGUGAGAGAAAGAAACGUGAGGAGGUGGAGGAAAAACAUAACGAACUGCUUAAAGAGAAGGCAGCGUUCGAUACGAAGAUGACAGAGAUACGGCUGCAGAUGGACGAGGCGGCCCUAGGCUCGACCGGCAUUCAGCAGCUAGUAGAAGAGUUCAAGGAUAAAGAACAAGUGCUUAACAAUAAGCUGGCGACCGCCGAAAGGAAGCUCAAGGACGUAUUGACGCAGAUAGAGCAGGAAAAGAACCGGAACAUGCCGCAGCGCACCGCCAGCUCCAUCAAGUACCACCAGUACCGGAUGUUGCGUACCGGAAUGGUUUCGGAGACUACGCCGCACGUAGUGGUGGUCACGAACCCCAACAGCAGCGUCGCGGCUUCCGGUAAGAAAUUCAAGAGUUACCUUGGCAAAACGGUCGUUUCUACCAAACCAGUGACGUCACUUCCGGGGUCCAAGAAAGGGUCGCUAGCGACACCACGAGUGAAGGGAGGCUCUCUUCCGGCGAAACGAUGAGACGCGGGAUAGAUUUGUGAUUUGACCUGGUGACUAAGUUUUUGGACUAACAGAACUGGAACUCGGGACUACAUGUU
This is a messenger RNA of Dreissena polymorpha, 2154 nucleotides long. Its product is annotated as coiled-coil domain-containing protein 39-like. The coding region runs from base 137 to 2077 and encodes 646 amino acids. The transcript has 14 exons. The record is from RefSeq and is a predicted model, not a curated record. Lineage: Eukaryota; Metazoa; Mollusca; Bivalvia; Myida; Dreissenidae.